Messenger RNA from Macroventuria anomochaeta, 660 nucleotides. RefSeq lists its product as uncharacterized. NCBI's taxonomy places the organism in Eukaryota, Fungi, Ascomycota, Dothideomycetes, Pleosporales, Didymellaceae. The transcript is spliced from 3 exons. Gene Ontology annotation, molecular function: protein binding. The coding region runs from base 1 to 660 and encodes 219 amino acids. The record is from RefSeq and is a predicted model, not a curated record.
AUGCUUCUUCCUACAUUCAUUCGGGGUAUCCCUGACCGCGUCUAUGCAAGACUUGCUGAAGACGAAUACGGCAGUCGUCAGCACCAUACGCAACUGUUGUAUACCCUUGUUGUGGAGCAUCGAACCGAAGUCUGGAGUAUGCUGAUGGCCAAGGUAUCGGACAUGUCCGCGAAAUUUCGUAACGUUCUACCGUAUUUUCAGAACAAAUUCGAACAUCACCUUGUUGCCGCUGCAGCUGCCGUUGAUAUUGUCAAAGCUAUUAUCAAACUCUUCGAGAAGGACCGAUACAAGUAUCCUAUGGCAAAGUUCGAGAGAGUUUACGAUGAAUACGGCGGCUCGUCGUUUAGUUCCACAACAAUCUCCCAAUGGAUUCCGUCAGCCUUCGCAAUUUACACCAUGGGCACCUAUAGGGAUUACCCACUCAAAUCAGCCGUGAAAUAUGGUAGCUUCAAGCUGGUGAAGAUGCUUCUUGACACGGGCGCCAGUCCUGGCGGAUAUUGCCCACGGGAGAACAGUAAUGGUCCACUAUGGGCAGCAGUGCAAGAGAACAAACCAGUUGUGUUACAACUCCUGCCUCGGUAUGGUGCUGAUCCCACAUAUGCGGUAAAUUAUCACGAAAAUCCGCGAAAAAAAACUAUUGGGAUGUACGGCCUGGGUUGA